Molecule: messenger RNA, 1158 nt
Organism: Guillardia theta CCMP2712
Lineage: Eukaryota; Cryptophyceae; Pyrenomonadales; Geminigeraceae
Exons: 4
Coding region: 1-1158 (385 amino acids)
Source: RefSeq, a predicted model, not a curated record
AUGUGCGGAUCGGAGACGGUCUUGAUCUCCAACGCGAACACUAGCAGGGAGGCGGUUGACUUGCUGCCCAAAGACGCCCUGCACCUUGUUCUCAGGGGUGACAACGAAGAGAUCACGUCUGCUUGUCUCGAUCAGAGCGGCGAAGCACCUCCGAACGAGACUUUGUUCAUGGUCUCUUGUGGGCAGACGCUAUCAGGCUCGCAAGCCUGCUGCUCCCAAGAAGUCCAAGACAAGAUGAUGCAGAGUGUGGGCCUGCAUGACUCUUCGUGUGUGACAACAUCGGUCACAGACAGAACUGCAUGUCCUGAGAAGCAGCACACAGAAGUCAAGAACAUGUUUGCGAGAGAGCUCGCGUUCCGGGCAGUCUUCAAGAACGAGGCUCCCCCUCCCAAGUCGUCCUCCCUCCACACCCUCGUGAAGGUGAAAUCCAACGAGUCCAUCACCCGUACGCGGUCCCUGCCGAGGACGGGAUCAUGGAACAACUUGGCGUCAGGGGAGCGGCAGCUUGACUACAAGUCGCAGUACAUCGAUGCUUGGGUCCGAUCAGCUAGCUCGGCCAGUGGAGAUGAUGAUGACGAUGACAGCAAUGAUGAUGAAGGGCGGGAGCAGGAGCAGGAGCAGGGGGAAGAGGGGAGUGGGGAUAGCAGCAGGGCUCCGCGCUCUCUGCAACGGAGAUCUCUCGGAGAGGAGACCACGAGGUCGUCAUCCUUGCCGCGUACAGGGUCUUACGAUGCUCUGUCUACGAUGAAGAGACAAACAGACUUCAAGACCCUCUACCUCACGAACGCGCAGACGCAUCAGGACUCGUCGAGCUCGGCUGAGAGUGAAAGCAACAGCUCUGGCUCAGAGGUCGGCGCACAGCUACAUCCUUGCGAUUUGCCACUGCCUCGCACUGGAUCCUUCGAUAACCUUGUAUUUGGAUUUCAAGUCAAGAUUCCUCCGAGCUUCUUCGCUGGACAAGCCCGGACCUUCAGCAGCAACAGCAACAGCAACAGCAACAGCAACAGCAACAACAAUGACAGCAUCAGUAUCCUCAGCAGCAGCAGCACCAACAACAACAACAACAUCAACAUCAACAUCGUCUCUGUGGCGACCUCUCCGUUGCAAGUUCCUGGCGGAGGAGAAGAAAAACUCGUUGCGCUGCUCAGUCUCUGUUGA